Molecule: messenger RNA, 3409 nt
Organism: Plectropomus leopardus (leopard coralgrouper)
Lineage: Eukaryota; Metazoa; Chordata; Actinopteri; Perciformes; Serranidae
Source: RefSeq, a predicted model, not a curated record
AGUCAGCAUCUCUCACUCUCCGACCUACAGCACAGGACUAAGCUCUGCCCGACAGAAGACCAUGUUGCUUCAGAAACUGCUUGUUUGGAUCCUGUCAAUCCUGUGUGGCACUGAUUUGUGCUGGGGGUUUGUCUAUGACCGGCCCAAGCGCUCAGGAGAGGAUGGGACUUCAGGCAGGACAGAGUCCCGCUCUUCAUCUCAGUACGUGCCAACCUCCGGCUCCUGCAGGAACAGGUGUUUCGAGUUGGCCGAGUUGGAGCCACCAAACUGCCGCUGUGACAACCUGUGUAAGACCUACAACGGCUGCUGCUCCGACUUUGAUCAACUCUGCCUCAGAACAGACGGGGGUUACGAGUGCAGUAAAGAUCGAUGUGGGGAGACUCGAAAUGAACAACAUGCCUGCCACUGCUCUGAUGACUGUCUGGCCAGAGGAGACUGUUGCACCAACUACAAGACACUGUGUAAAGGGGACACUUCAUGGCUGCAAGAUGAGUGUGAGGAAAUCAAAACAUCUGAGUGUCCUGCUGGGUUUGUGCGCCCACCGCUCAUCAUGCUGUCAGUGGAUGGAUUUAGAGCUUCUUAUGUGAAGAGAGGAAACACCGUCAUACCCAACAUUGAGAAACUGAGAACAUGUGGAACCCAUGCUCCAUACAUGAGGCCUGUUUACCCCUCAAAAACCUUCCCCAACCUCUACUCAUUGGCUACAGGUCUCUACCCAGAGUCUCAUGGUAUCGUCGGUAACUCCAUGCAUGACCCAGUGUUUGAUGCCACCUUCACCCUGAGAAGCCGAGAGAAACUCAAUCAUCGCUGGUGGGGAGGACAGCCAAUCUGGAUCACAGCGCUCAAACAGGGAGUGAAGGCUGCCUCUUUCUUCUGGCCCGUGAUUCCUCUGUGCACCGGGGUCGCAGACAUGCCACUCUAUAGAAUCAUGGGGGCCAGCGUGUGGUUCACCAUGCUUUUCUUGCACUUGGUGCUUACAGAGUGUAAAAAGGCAGACCAGCACUUUAAGCCCUACCUGAAGCAGCACCUGCCUAAGAGACUGCACUACGCCAACAACAGACGCAUCGAAGACAUUCACCUGCUGGUGGACAGGAAGUGGCACAUUGCCAGGAAAGUACCCGAAGGGAAGCGCCACUGUGGCUUCGCUGGUGACCACGGAUAUGACAAUAAGAUCAACAGCAUGCAGACUAUUUUCUUGGGGUAUGGUCCUACAUUUAAGUUCAAGACUAAAGUUCCAGCCUUUGAAAACGUUGAACUUUAUAACGUCAUGUGUGAUCUUCUGGGUCUGAAACCAGCUCCCAAUAAUGGGACCCAUGGCAGUCUGAACCACCUGCUGAGAAGCCCCCCUUUCAGACCCACCAUGCCCGAGGAGGUUUCCAGGCCAGUAUCCUCUGGUGUCGUUCCUGCAGGAACGGACGACCUGGGCUGCAGCUGUGACGACAAGUUGCGUGUAAAAAGUAGGGGCCAGAGAGGUUUGAAAGUGACCCUUGUACGAGGCUAUAACCUGGAGUCACUCUGGCUCUGUCUCUUACAGAACAAAGUGGAGGAGCUAAACCAGCGACUGAGGCAAGCUAUUGAUGACAGCAGGAACUUGCCUCAUGGUCGACCUGCUGUACUCUUUCGUACCAAGUACUCCAUCCUUCACCACAGUGACUACAUCAGCGGCUACAGCGAGGCGCUCUCUAUGCCUCUCUGGACAUCGUACACUGUCAGCAGACAGGUAGAAUUGUUUCCUCUGCCUGAAGUGCUGUCUAACUGUGUGAGACCUGGCAGAGUCCCUCCAGCCUACAGUCAGUCUUGUACCAACUACAGAGCAGACAAACAGAUCACCUACGCCUUCCUGUACCCACCACAAUUGUCUUCGACCAUGGACAAAAAAUAUGAUGCUGUCCUCAUCACCAACACCGUCCCCAUGUAUCCUGCGUUCAAGAGAAUAUGGAGUUACUUUCAGAGAGCUCUGGUGAAGAAAUAUGCCACUGAGAGAAACGGAGUGAAUGUGCAUGGACCCAUAUUUGACUACGACUAUGAUGGUGUCAGAGACUCAGCUGAGAAGAUAAGAGAGUAUGUGAGUGGGAUGAUACCCGUCCCCACACACUACUUUGUGGUCCUGACCAGCUGCUUAGAUUUCACACAGGCUGCAGACUCGUGUAGCGGCCCGCUCAGCAGCGCCGCCUUCAUCCUGCCUCACAGAGCCACCAAUGACGAGACCUGCAAUAGCUCAGAGGAGGAGUCCCGCUGGGUGGAGGACCUGAUGAAGAUGCACACAGCUCGAGUUAGAGACGUGGAGAUCCUGACGGGCUUGGACCUGUACCGCAGAACAACCCGGAGCUAUGGCGAAAUCCUCUCACUCAAGACCUACAUGCACACCUACGAGAGCGAGAUCUGACCCCUGCUGGCUCUGUGAACGUUGUUGAUCUUUCAAACCGUGGUGGAAGUAUGUGGUACAAGGCAGAGAUGUGAUCAUCUCUAUCACACUCAGCUUCACCAGCUGUAACUGUCGCGGGCUGCUACAGCUGCAGCUGUUGUGGCCCUUUCACUGAACAUUUGCUUUAAUCUCAUUCAUUUAAUUCCUGCUGUUAUGAUACAGCUUCAACACCACUGAGAUAGUAGCUAUAAAAAAACUCAAGAACAACAUGGCCCAUGCAAGUGCUUAGUUUUUCAUAUUUCACUAUACACUUUUCAUAAUUGAAUCCAAACCAGUCAUUAUUUGUCAUAAUGUGUAAAUAUCAGAAAGACCAGCAAUCAUCAUUUGUCCUCCAAGAUUUCUCACAGAAAUUUGCUUUAAUUAAUCUCACAAUUUUGCAGAAAAGUUCUCUCUCUAACAUGGCCAGAUCAAUCAGUCAUGGGGUCCCUGUUAGGCCCCUCAGACAACCUCCAUUCUCUGUGCAUUGUCUGUUUGAGCCUUGAGAUUGAUAUUUACUCGAGAUUUUAAUACAAGGGCCAUGAGAUCAGAUAAUAUUGCAGUAGUGAUCUGGUGAUAGUGUAUUUUAGUAAUGCAAAUUCCAAAUGCAUUUGCAAUUUAUUCAUUUAUCGUAAACAAAAGGACAUACAGUGGAAAGUGGUCAUUUCAUAUUACUCACAAUCCCAAAUACUUUAUUUUUCAUCUUCUAGCAGUAUUGCACAUAGGCCCUCCAUAAAGUCAGUUACACAUGCAGCAUGCUGCAGAUGUAUCCCUAAAAGCAGGAACGGUUUUUGUACAGUUUAUAAACAUACAAAUUAUUUUCUAGAAAACGAUAUUCCUUCAAAAUAAGUAUUUUAAAGUGGUUAAAGAAUAUUUAAUUGCACUACAAAGCCAUUGACAGACUCAGUUCCAGACUUCACCUCACUCGGCACUCGGAUUGUUAAACUCGUGCACAUUUCAGUUUCCUUUAGACAUCGAUCCACUUUGUUUGACUCAUUACACUUUGCA